UUUACACACUAUAAAAAGAUGAACCUUCCUAGUUUCUACCCUCAGGUAUGUGUGAACAAUCGUGAAGUUUUUUCUUUGAGGAGUAAAAGAUCUUAGUGCAAGUAAUUAACAUGGAAUCUCAGCAAGCAAACCGUGAAGAACUUGAUGAGAAGGCAAGGCAAGGUGAAACUGUUGUUCCUGGAGGAACUGGUGGGAAGAGUCUUGAGGCUCAAGAACAUCUUGCUGAAGGAAGGAGCCGUGGAGGGCAGACGAGGAAGCAACAGCUAGGGUCAGAGGGGUAUCAUGAAAUGGGGACCAAAGGAGGGCAGACAAGGAAGGAACAGAUGGGGAGAGAAGGGUACCAAGAGAUGGGACGCAAAGGAGGACUCAGCACCAUGGACAAGUCUGGUGGAGAACGUGCUGAAGAGGAAGGCAUAGAAAUAGAUGAGUCUAAGUUUAAAAUUACCUAAAAAACUAAAAAAUUGUGAGGAAGAAGUGUUUUGUUGUAGUUGUUUUAGUGUGUGUGUGUUUUGAUGUAGUAGUGAAUAUAGCUAGGAAACUAGCUAGUUCUAUAAAAUAUAUGUUUUAAAGCUUUAGUGCUACUGUUUGUUAGGAAUGGUAGGUAUUUUAGGUUAAGGAACCUUAGGUAGUCUUUAUCUUAGGGGUAUGUUUAUCAUGGUGUUGUAGGAAGUGUUAAACUAUCAGUGGAGACUCUUGUACCCCUUAUAAUGCAUGUCCACUUAUCUUUAAACAUUGAGUUCCAUCAAGUUUUUAAGA
Glycine soja is the source of this 756-nucleotide messenger RNA. RefSeq names its product protein SLE1. Gene Ontology annotation, cellular component: cytosol. The record is from RefSeq and is a predicted model, not a curated record. The coding region runs from base 111 to 449 and encodes 112 amino acids. The transcript is spliced from 2 exons. NCBI's taxonomy places the organism in Eukaryota, Viridiplantae, Streptophyta, Magnoliopsida, Fabales, Fabaceae. Gene Ontology annotation, biological process: response to abscisic acid.